This is a messenger RNA of Clupea harengus (Atlantic herring), 3699 nucleotides long. RefSeq names its product leucine rich repeat containing 8 VRAC subunit Aa (gene lrrc8aa). NCBI's taxonomy places the organism in Eukaryota, Metazoa, Chordata, Actinopteri, Clupeiformes, Clupeidae. Gene Ontology annotation, molecular function: protein binding. Gene Ontology annotation, cellular component: cytoplasm. The record is from RefSeq and is a predicted model, not a curated record.
CUAUGCUCUCUGCCGUCCUGACGUAAUUUCCUGGGUGUGGCUAGAUGCGUUCCUCCAGAGUUUUUCGGAGUAAAGAGAGGUCGCUUCCCGCAGUGAGAAGGGAAAGAAAUGUAUCAGUUAUGUGUGGCUGAAAGAAGACAGACUCAAAGUAACACACCCGGUAAGCCAUCAUGAUCCCCAUCACCGAGCUGCGGUACUUUGCCGACACCCAGCCGGCGUACCGCAUCUUGAAGCCGUGGUGGGACGUCUUCACGGACUACAUCUCCAUCGUCAUGCUGAUGAUCGCCGUGUUCGGGGGCACGCUCCAGGUCACGCAGGACAAGAUGAUCUGCCUGCCCUGCAAGUGGGUGGUGAACAUGACCUGCGGGCACCUGAACGUCAGCGCCGACCCCAGCCUCCCGGGCCCCCCCGAGCCCAAGGGAAUCCAGUACGACCUGGACCGCCACCAGUACAACUACGUGGACGCGGUGUGCUACGAGAACAAGCUGCACUGGUUCGCCAAGUACUUCCCCUACCUGGUGCUGCUGCACACGCUCAUCUUCCUGGCCUGCAGCAACUUCUGGUUCAAGUUCCCGCGCACCAGCUCGAAGCUGGAGCACUUCGUCUCCAUCUUGCUCAAGUGCUUCGACUCGCCGUGGACCACCAGGGCGCUGUCCGAGACGGUGGUGGAGGAGAGCGACUCCAAGCCGCAGCAGCAGCAGUCCAUCAAGGCCAACGGGGCUCGGGACCACAAGAGGAUGUCCAACGUCUCGGAGGACGUGGAGGCCAGCGUGCCCAUGCUGCAGCGGACCAAGUCGCGGCUGGAGCAGGGCAUCGUGGAGCGCUCGGAGACGGGCGUGCUGGACAAGAAAGAGGGCGAACAGGCCAAGGCGCUCUUUGAGAAGGUGAAGAAGUUCCGGGUGCACGUGGAGGAAGGUGACAUCGUCUACCGCCUCUACAUCCGGCAGACGCUCAUCAAGGUGGUCAAGUUCGCGCUCAUCAUCUGCUACACGGCCUACUACGUGCGCCACAUCGAGUUCAGCGUGUGGUGCUCCGUGGACCUGGAGCGUCUCACCGGCUACCGGCUCUACCUCUGCGCCCACCCGCUCGCCACUCUCUUCAAGAUCCUGGCUUGCUUCUACAUCAGCCUAGUGCUGGUCUAUGGGCUCAUCUGCGUCUACACGCUGUGCUGGAUGCUUCGGCACUCGCUCAAGCGCUACUCCUUCGAGUCCAUCCGCGAGGAGAGCAGCUACUCGGACAUCCCCGACGUCAAGAACGACUUCGCCUUCAUGCUGCACAUGAUCGACCAGUACGACCCGCUCUACUCCAAGCGCUUCGCCGUGUUCCUCUCCGAGGUCAGCGAGAACAAGCUCCGGCAGCUCAACCUCAACCUGGAGUGGACGCCGGAGAAGCUCCGCCAGCGCGCCACCAAAAACUCCCUGGACAAGCUGGAGCUGCACCUCUUCAUGCUCAGCGGCAUCCCGGACACGGUGUUCGACCUGCUGGAGCUGGAGGUGCUCAAGCUGGAGCUCAUCCCGGACAUCACCAUCCCGCCCACCAUCGCCCAGCUGGCCAACCUGAAGGAGCUCUGGCUCUACCACACGCCGGCCAAGAUCGAGGCGCCGGCGCUGGCCUUCCUGCGCGAGAACCUCAAGUCGCUCCACAUCAAGUUCACCGACAUCAAGGAGAUCCCGCUGUGGAUCUACAGCCUGAAGAACCUGAGCGAGCUCCACCUGACAGGGAACCUGAGCGCCGAGAACAACCGCUACAUCGUCAUCGACGGCCUGCGCGAGCUGAAGAGGCUGAAGGUGCUGAGGCUGAAGAGCAACCUCACCAAGCUGCCCCAGGUGGUCACGGACGUGGGCGUGCACCUCCAGAGGCUCUCCGUCAACAACGAGGGCACCAAGCUGAUGGUGCUCAACAGCCUGAAGAAGAUGGUCAACCUGACGGAGCUGGAGCUGGUGCGCUGCGACCUGGAGCGCAUCCCGCACUCCAUCUUCAGCCUCCACAACCUGCAGGAGAUCGACCUGAAGGACAACAACCUAAAGACCAUCGAAGAGAUCAUCAGCUUCCAGCACCUGCACCGGCUCACCUGCCUUAAGCUGUGGUACAACCAGAUCGCCUACAUACCUAUCCAGAUUGGCACGCUCACCAACCUGGAGCGCCUCUACCUGAACCGCAACAAGAUUGAGAAGAUCCCCAGCCAGCUGUUCUUCUGUCGCAAGCUGCGCUACCUGGACCUCAGCCACAACAACCUGACCAGCAUCCACCCGGACAUCGGCUUCCUGCAGAACCUACAGCACCUGGCCGUCACCGCCAACAGGAUUGAGGUUCUGCCGCCGGAGCUGUUCCAGUGCCGCAAGCUGCGCACGCUCAACCUGGGCAACAACUGCCUGACCACGCUGCCGUCGCGCUUCGGCGAGCUGACCAGCCUGACGCAGCUGGAGCUGCGGGGCAACCGGCUGGAGGGCCUGCCCGUCGAGCUGUCCGAGUGCCGCCUGCUCAAGCGCUCGGGCCUGGUGGUGGAGGAGGACCUCUUCAACACACUGCCACCUGAGGUCAAGGAGCAGCUGUGGCGCGCCGACAAGGAGCAGGCGUGAGGAGGCGGGGGAGCGAGGGAGGAAACGGGGUCGAGGGGGGGAGUAACAAGGGGAGAAAGAGACUCUUGGAGCGAUGGGUGGAUUUGACCACGGUCCACUGUCUGUUUUUAUGUUUUGUUUUGGAUUCUUUUUUUUUAAGUAUGUUUUCUUUGUUUGUUUCUUUGUUUCUAAAGAUUUUUUUAAUAUAUGGGGAGUGGGCAACAAGCUGAUGGUUAAAGGUAAAAUUGAAAGAAAUGGGUGCAUAUACAGGGAUGGACAGAUGAGUGAGUGACUAAUCGAGAAAGAGGCACCUUUUGUAUACGAAAUGUAACUCCAAUGUAAUGUAUUGAGCAAUGUGUGUUAGGACACAUACUCGAAUGUGUAUGUGUAUGUGUGUGUGUGUGUAAUCACACCUCCGUGCCUCAAGGUGGCAGUGCAGGAAUGCUAGACCCUUACAAACUCUCACACAACAGGAUGAGUAUGUGGGGGUGAGCACAUGUGUGCUUUUGAGAGCUCGGGUGAAGACAUGUUCGGCUUUGGGGAAAGUUAAAGCAUUGAAUGAAACAAAGACACUUAACAGCUCUACAACAGUAACUUAUGACAUCACACACCUUCAGUCAACACUGUGUUGAUAAACCAUAAAAUCUGCUACUUAUACAUACACACACACACACACACUAGCGUGCCUAUGUACGUGGACUUAAUCUGUCUUUGGAGUGGAGGAGUACUUCACUUCUGCAAGUAUAGAGAAUGAACGGUCCUACUGCUAAAGGGAAUUGGAGACAGGCCAGCCAGCUCAUGACUCCUGUACUAAUGGCCUUAAUGUCAUAUGCUGGAAUAUGGCUGCUUUUAAAAAAACACAAAAAACUUAUAUCUUUCUAAUUUUAUGUUGUUUUUUUGUUUUCAAAAUAUGCAAAUGUAUGUUUUAACAUUCAUGUCAGACAUAACACUUUUUUUGUUGUAGUUUUUUUUGUAUUAGCCGUUUAUAUGGUUUCUUAUAUUGUAAUUAUUUUAAUGUUUUAACUAAAGAGAAUUGGCAGAGAUGUUGUCAUGCCCAGCCACAGAGACAGAAUGUCAAACACACACAUAUACACACACGCACACACUGCUCAGUAAGCCAAUGAAACACUCGUUUAAUACA